Molecule: messenger RNA, 2449 nt
Organism: Gigantopelta aegis
Lineage: Eukaryota; Metazoa; Mollusca; Gastropoda; Neomphalida; Peltospiridae
Product: monocarboxylate transporter 12-like
Exons: 9
Coding region: 429-2078 (549 amino acids)
Biological process (GO): transmembrane transport; monocarboxylic acid transport
Molecular function (GO): monocarboxylic acid transmembrane transporter activity
Source: RefSeq, a predicted model, not a curated record
AGGCAGAAGACGCAUUUCUCGGACGACUUCUAUGGAACUGCAUAAUAAUAAAUUAUAUCACAGAGACGCACGCACAGUAACAGUGUACAGACGUGAGGGAAGAUAUAUCGACAGCCAUGGCAGCUGGAUGGUCUGGCUACAAUCAAAUUCCAAUCGAACGAUCAGAAAAUAUAUAUGCCAUUCCUGCAGGUUUUCGUGGGAGACGGCCUUGGUUGUCAUGAACGUGAUUGCAGGAAUGCUUCAUGUCCGUGUGUAACUCGAACUGGGAAACAUAGUGUGUUGGAUCUACACCUGAAAAUGUCUCGCCAUCACAUCUGUGAUGUCACACAAAUAGCCAGUAUAAAGCUACUCGAUGUCGUAGUUUAGUUGGUAGUUCCCUAGUUUUACACAGUUAAAACACAUCUCAAGUCUCCAGCAGAACCUCCAGCAUGGAGCAAACCAAGAGUGCAGGUGAUGUCAGUGUUGAUGGUGAUGAUGAUGAUGAUGAUGUUGUAGAUGAUGCAGGCCACCAUGACGAUGUUGGCUCAGAUACGGAGAUGGUGAAGGACUCUAAUCAGCUAUCUAAUGCGGCUGCUUGUUUUGAUGAGUCUGGUGAUGAGAAGUGUGAUGCCGACCUGGAACUGGAGUUAGUGACUCCACCAGUUGCUCCUGAUGGGGGAUACGGCUGGAUCAUCGUGCUCGGGGCGUCACUAGCUCAUUUGAUUAUUGGUGGAUUGGAAAGGUCAGAUGGUGUGCUGUUUUUGAAAUUCAUCAACAAAUUCAACCAAAGUGCUCAGGCCACAGCAUGGGUGGCCUCCCUUUGUUCUUCAGUUAGACUGGUUUUAGGUCCAUUUGCCAGUUAUUUUAGUAACCGGUUCAGCUGUCGUGCUGCAGUGAUCACCGGGAGUGUGAUUUCAGCGCUGGGGGUGCUACUGUCCGGUUUUACCACACAGCUAGUCCAACUGUACUUCACUUAUGGUGUUAUCUCAGGUAUUGGGCGGAGCUUGGCCUAUGCACCGUGUCUCAUAAUCACUGGGAUGUACUUUGAUAAGAGACGAGGGCUAGCUGUUGGCAUGGCGACCGCCGGUGUUGGUGCGGGUACGUUUCUCAUCCCACCAGCUGUGGAGUUUAUCUUCGAGGAAUAUGAUUAUUUAGGAGCGUUUGUCAUACUGAGUGGGCUGUGUCUGAAUCUGGCUGUGUGUGGCGUUCUCAUGAGACCGCUGUCUCUACACAGGAGAAUCCUCGAACUGAAAAGGAAGAACAAAACCAGAGUGAUUUUUUCAGAGGGUAAAAGUUAUUUUCACACAGUAGUUGCUUCUAAUAACACCGACAAUGCAAUUUCGGGAAGUGGUAGUUCAAAAAGCAUUAAGGAUGAAAAUCGAAUUCCUCUAAAUGUGCAAGACCAUGCGACAGAUGCAAAAAGUCUGAUUGCAAAGGAAAACCUUACUGGUGCUGUUAAGAAAACGGAAGGAAUUUCAAAAACUGAAACAAAGAAGAAACAAAGAUUCAUAGAGCUUACAUUGUUAAAGGAGCCACGGUUUCUCAUCUUCUGUUUCAGUAUUUUGUUAUUCACAGCUUCAUUCAAAGCCGGCUUCACCUUUCUACCAGCCUUGGUGAAAUCUUCAGGGCUAUCCGAGUCAAAUGCUGCUCUCAUUUUAUCCAUUGCUGGUGUUCUAGACACGAUAGGGCGGGUGUUGGUGGGGUUUCUUUUUGAUUUCCCAAAGGUAAAGAAAUUCCGAUCACUGAUUUACAAUUUGAUUGUAUUUGCGGUUGCUGCAGUCUCGUUUGUGUGUCCGUUAGUGAAGUCUUUUGAAGGGUUCGCUAUUCUUGUGGCAGUGUAUGGAUUCCUGACUGGUUCAUACAUAUCUCAAAAGACUCUGAUCAUUGUGGACAUUCUUGGCGUGGAGAAGCUGAGUAGUUCCUUCGGAAUCUUGAUUUGCUUCCAAGGAGUAGGAAGUCUCUUUGGACCACCACUGUCUGGCCUGAUGAAGGACAUCUAUGGACAAUACGACGAGGCGUUUUACUUCUGCGGUGGACUGAUGGUGUUGUCGGGUCUCAUCAUGCUCGGACCUACCAUCUGGCAGAGAAUACAUCCAUGACCACCGUUUAGACACGAUCUACAUAAGUAACGUAACAAUGGGCAAUGGAGAUUAGUUCAGUACAAAUGUUUUGUCAUGAGUGCAUACUAAUGAGUUUUGUUAACCUUUAUCAGGCUGCAUUGUUUUAAAACGAAUUCAAGAAUUUGACCUAUCAUACAUUUUUAAUGAUAUCUCUCUUAAUGUUUGGCAUAUUGAACUGAAAAUAUACACACGUAUUCUAUAAUGGACUGGCUACUUUACUACAAUAUUUUAAAAUAAAUUAUUUUAUUUGUUACCAUGGCAACAAGUACAAAGUUCAAAAGAUUUGUUCUUUGAUACUACUUAAUAAAAAAAUAAUUUUAAGUUAAUAAAGUUCUUGUAAUAUAAGACUA